Caenorhabditis elegans is the source of this 521-nucleotide messenger RNA. RefSeq lists its product as uncharacterized. Lineage: Eukaryota; Metazoa; Nematoda; Chromadorea; Rhabditida; Rhabditidae. The transcript has 3 exons. The record is from RefSeq and is marked reviewed. Bases 82 to 465 code for a protein of 127 amino acids.
ACUUUUCUUCUCAUCUCUCUUUUGGGUAUUUUGUUGUGGUAUUCAUUUCUAGAAAAAAUAUUAUAUUCUGUAUUUCAACAAAUGAAGAAGAUUACUUUAUUAUCUGGAAUUUUGUUUCUUAUUGGAUAUUCUGAUGCAGAGGUUUUUGAAAGUCAAAAUGUUCGAGUUAAACGGAACGAUUUCACAAACAACUAUGGCUAUGGACCAUUCGGAAUAGGACCUACAAAUGGAGGAUUUGAUAGUUAUGGGUUUUAUAGAGACAAGUUCUAUAAUUCAGGACUUCCUCCACUUUAUUCAUUUGCUUCUUAUCGUAAUUAUUAUCACGAAAUUUCAUUCCACAAGAACAAAUACGGACAGCCAGCGCCUACGGAUUUCGAAACUUUACAGCAGGAAAGAUACGGACCAUAUUACGAUGGAGUCUGGGGAUACGCGGAUCAUUCGAAAAAUUGGUUUGGAAAACGUUAAAUUUGUUGUUUUUACUUCUGUUUUUUUCUCAAAUUAAUAAAAUUAAUUCAAUUUUU